Harpegnathos saltator (Jerdon's jumping ant) is the source of this 2733-nucleotide messenger RNA. RefSeq names its product reticulon-1-A. The record is from RefSeq and is a predicted model, not a curated record. Gene Ontology annotation, cellular component: axon; endoplasmic reticulum membrane. The transcript is spliced from 5 exons. NCBI's taxonomy places the organism in Eukaryota, Metazoa, Arthropoda, Insecta, Hymenoptera, Formicidae. The coding region runs from base 92 to 736 and encodes 214 amino acids.
GAAUCGUUGCUGGGACAGUCGCGAGUGUGGCUGCAGCCGUCCCGCAGAUACUCCCGGCUCUAGCGAAAACGAUCCCCGUGGCGUACGCAGGAUGGUGCGAAGGAACAAUCAGAGAGGACACGCGGAGGUCCCGAAGGCUCUGCCGGAGCGCGGUCCCGUGGCGGCUCUGAUAUACUGGCGUGAUCCCAAGACAUCGGGAAUAGUGUUUGGCGUGGUCCUGGGUGUGCUCCUGUCGUUGGCCUAUUUCAGCCUGAUCAGCGUAUUCGCUCAUCUGUCGCUCUUAGUCCUCGGCGGAACCAUUCUUUUCCGUAUCUACAAAACCGUUCUCCAAGCUGUGCAGAAGACUUCGGACGGUCACCCGUUCAAGGACAUUCUCGACUUGGACCUGGCGUUACCGGCUGAGAAGGUGCACGAAUUCGCAGACGUCGCGGUCGCACACGCUAACGCUGCCGUUAGUGAAUUGCGCAGGCUGUUCCUCGUCGAAGACUUUGUCGAUUCCCUCAAGUUCGGCGUCCUUCUGUGGUGUCUCACCUACGUCGGUUCUUGGUUCAAUGGCAUGACUCUCAUCAUAAUCGGCGUGGUCGCUCUCUUCACGCUGCCUAAGAUCUAUGAGACGAACCAGGAGCAGAUCGAUCAGAAUCUGGCCUUGGUACAGGCGAAAAUCAACGAGAUUACCGCCAAGGUGAAGGCGGCGAUCCCCCUCGGUAAGAAAGCUGAGCCGAUAAAGGAGGAAUAAGGAAGAGUCGUGCGAGACGAUAAAGCAGCGGACAGCCGAGACAGCAGCAGAAAUAGAAAUGACUAAGUUAGAAAUGAACGAGACAGAGAAAUGCGAAAAGUGCGAGAAUAGUGUGAGUUUGAGAGAGAGAGAGAAAGAGAGAGAGAGAGAGAGAGAGAGAGAGAGAGAGAGAGAGAGAGAGAGAGAGAGAGAGGGAGAAAGAGCGCAUGCGAAAACAGGACAAUUCUACGAUCGGGAGAGGGCUCACGUCGUGUGCACACGUUGACCUAGGCCCCGUUGGGUUAGUUGGGUGCGUUGGUGACGGGAUAAUUGACAGGCGCGCCGGUAUCUCCGCGAACUUGGCCGUCGUAUUCCGAAGGAAGAAAAUAUCUGAGUUAUCAUUUUCCAAGGUAGGUCGACCGGCGAGAUUAAACGGUCGCGCGCGCGCGCGCAUCGACAUUCUAAUCGGCAGAGCGAUCCUUCAUCGAGGAUAUAAACACCGCGGGAGAGAGAGAGAGAGAGAGAGAGAGAGAGAGAGAGAGAGAGAAAGGGAGAGAGAGAGAGAAAGAAGAGAGAGAGAGAGAGAGAGAGAGAAAGAGAGAGGCAACACUUAGCAUUAAUUAAUCGUUCAUUAUCACGGUAAACAAUGAUGGCGUAUUUUUAGCCAGCUAUAUUAACAGUGCAAUGUGUGCGGGGCUGCUCUCGAAGAACAGAUCAGCCCUUCUCCUCGCCCUCCCCUCUUUUUCGUCAAAUGUAUUCUUCGACAAAUGUGUUUUACGAUUAUCGCAAACUUCGUGUCUUUACCUUUACCCGAUGAUGUCCUCUGUUCCUUUACGCAGAGUGAGUGCUUGUAUAUGUGUGCGUGUGUACGCAUGUAUGUAUGUAUGUAUGUAUGUAUGUAUGUGCGCAUGCACAUAUGCAUGCGCGUGAAAAAGGGAGAGAGAGAGAAGGAACAAGCGAAAGGAAAAGGGUGAAUGAGGGAGUAUUAUGAAUGCAACAGUGUUGCACGCGACUUAUCGUAAUCCCGUCUUCGGAACAUCAUAUUCGAUUAAAUUGGAUGAUUGUUCGUGUACCGAAAGAGAAUUUACCGACGUACUCGUUUAAGGUAUGACGCGACAGUAAGGUAGUGAGAACGGGGGGAGUGGCGGAGGGGGUCUCGUGACGACGCAACGUUCGAACGGGACGACGAGGCGACAAACACAAGAAACGUUCGACGUUUGAUCGAAGAGAGAUCGUUUCUGCCCUUCAGCGCGAAUAGAUCUUAAAGUAACUGUCCACUUUUUCCAGCGAUUCCCUUCCCCCCGAAGCUCCUCGAUGUUUUAAGUUGUUGUUACGUUUGGGAGAGAGUCGAAUGAACGCGAUUGAACGACCAGUUGAAUUAUGCGAAGAAAAGAAAACGUAUAUAUUGCAUCUGUCUCUUAAUGACGUUGACGUUUGCAUAAUAUUAUUGCUACUGCAUUAUUAAUUGUAAAUGCACCGUUACAUACGCACACACGCGUGUACCACGUACAUUACCGUCAGAAAGUUCUGGGACACUGGCUCAGAUAUUAAGUACUUUUAUAUAAUUUAUACAUAUAAUACACAAAUACACACACACACACACUUAUUUGUAUAAUUUAUUAAUAUUAAAGGAAUCGUGAAGCGUAAUAUUAUAAAUUAUACACACGCGUCAUGUCUCUAUUUAUUACUGUAUAAGGUUAUGAGGAUAUGAUACAUACACACAUAUAUAUAUAUAUAUAUACUGUAUAACUUAUGAAGAGUGAUAUGAAGAGUGUGAAUUUGUCUGGAAAAAUUCGCUUCUCGUUGCUCCGUGUCGCUGAGUUGUUCGACGGUAGUGUAUGCACAUAUGCGUAUAUACGUACGUUUCUGGCCGCAUGUGUAUGCGCGCAGACGCGCGCGUGUGUAUGUAUGUGAGGGAGGGACGGGUUAGUCAAGUCGAAUCGAACGAUCCUAAACGGUAACGAGGUACGGAACACACUAGACGGUGGACGAUGAAGAUGCAACUUUAUAUUAUAUCG